AACGAGUGGGUGAAUGACCGAUUGAGCUAUAGGGCGUUAUGGAACGAGAGAUAGGCCUAUUUUUAGCAGGCCACUGAUGAUUUGAUUGGAUACAUGACGAGACGGGUGAUCAGAAAGAAGUUCAUGUGUUUUUAUGAAUAAGAGAAGGAGCGAGAAGGAGAGAAAGAGACAGAGGAUUGCACAUCUGGGAAUGUUGCUGGCCCAUCUAGCGGAAAUCUGCCUCCAGGACAAGACUCAUCCCAAUAACCAUCAACCUGCAGCGGAAUCACACCAUUUCACCACGUAGGUGUGGCUUGGCUCAGACAGCAUCGUCUGAUUCUGAUUCCAUUCCCUGACUUCCUCUCUGCACCUUGCAUUUAACUGGUCCUCAGUGUGCUUCAGUUGGACGGACUCGACAGAGCGCAGCUGACGCAGUGACGGUGUGAGUGGAGCAGAGAGAACCGAGGAUGGGGGGCGGAGGCCAGCAGACGGAGUCAGGCGAGCCGGCCAAGGGUGACAGGGGUGGGCCCGGUGCAGUCUACACCUGGGAAGAGGUCCAGAGGCACUCUCACAGAGGCGACCAGUGGUUGGUCAUCGACAGGAAGGUCUAUAAUAUUUCCCAGUGGGUGAAGAGACACCCGGGGGGCAUCAGGGUCAUCAGUCACUUUGCUGGAGAAGAUGCCACGGACGCAUUUGUCGCAUUCCAUCCCGAGCCUAAUUUUGUCAGGAAGUUUCUGAAGCCGUUGCUGAUUGGAGCGCUGGCACCCACAGAGCCCAGCCAAGACCAUGGGAAAAAUGCAGUACUGGUGCAAGACUUCCAGGCCUUGCGUGAUCGUGUGGAGAGGGAGGGACUCCUCCGUGCCCGCCCCCUGUUCUUCAGCCUCUACCUGGGCCACAUCCUGCUACUAGAGGCCCUGGCUUUGGGCCUGCUCUGGGUCUGGGGGACCAGCUGGAGCCUCACACUGCUCUGUUCCCUCAUGCUGGCCACGUCUCAGUCCCAGGCUGGCUGGCUGCAGCAUGACUUCGGCCACCUGUCAGUCUGCAAGAAAUCCAGUUGGAAUCACAUACUGCACAAGUUUGUCAUUGGACAUCUAAAGGGUGCCUCUGCUAACUGGUGGAACCAUCGUCACUUCCAGCACCACGCUAAACCCAACGUGUUGAGUAAAGAUCCUGAUGUCAACAUGCUGCAUGCCUUCGUCCUGGGAGACAAACAGCCUGUAGAGUAUGGUAUAAAGAAGUUGAAGUACAUGCCUUACCAUCACCAACACAAGUACUUCUUCCUCAUUGGACCUCCACUACUUAUUCCAGUGUUUUUCACCGUCCAGAUAUUCCAGACGAUGUUUUCACAACGGAACUGGGUGGAUCUGGCGUGGUCGAUGACUUUCUACCUCCGCUUCUUCGGCUGUUACUACCCCUUCUUUGGUCUCUUUGGCUCAGUCGCAUUGAUCACCUUCGUCAGGUUUUUGGAAAGCCACUGGUUUGUAUGGGUGACCCAGAUGAAUCAUCUUCCUAUGGACAUUGAUCACGAGAAACGCCAGGACUGGCUCACCAUGCAGUUGAAUGCUACUUGCAACAUUGAACAGUCACCCUUCAACGACUGGUUCAGUGGACACCUCAACUUUCAGAUUGAACACCAUCUGUUUCCUACCAUGCCCCGUCAUAACUACCACCUGGUGGCUCCUCUGGUGCGUGCUUUGUGUGAGAAACAUGGAAUUCCCUAUGAGGUCAAGACUUUGCAGAAAGGCAUCACUGAUGUUGUCAGGUCACUGAAGAAGUCAGGCGAUCUGUGGCUGGAUGCAUAUCUUCAUAAAUAAAUCCCUUCCUGACUCUGGACGGGAUUUAAUCCCAUCGCACAUUAACGACCUGUGAACAGAGAUAGUUUCUCAGACGUUUGUGUUGGAUGUUGUGUUUUGUUGUGAUGUAAUUGUUUUAAUCCCUUUUCGGACCCCAGGAAGAGCAGCUGCUGCCUUCGCAGCAGCUAAUGGGGAUCCAAAGCAGCAAUCCAGGGUUUAUAUUAGGGCUGUCAGAGUUAAUCAGUUAACUCAAGUUAACUUUUUGUCAUUUUAGUGCACAAAUUUUUUUAAAUCGUGAUUAAUCGCAUUGUCUGAAAGUGUUGAAUACACUGAAAACAUCCAAAAUACAUCAUGUAUACAGCUAAAAUCUAUAAUGCCAUGUAAAAAAAUAAGUUGACAUUGAGGUUAAAUAAAGUUUGCUUUCUCAGUUUA
Coregonus clupeaformis (lake whitefish) is the source of this 2204-nucleotide messenger RNA. RefSeq names its product acyl-CoA Delta-4 desaturase-like. The transcript has 13 exons. NCBI's taxonomy places the organism in Eukaryota, Metazoa, Chordata, Actinopteri, Salmoniformes, Salmonidae. The record is from RefSeq and is a predicted model, not a curated record. Gene Ontology annotation, biological process: lipid metabolic process. Gene Ontology annotation, molecular function: oxidoreductase activity, acting on paired donors, with oxidation of a pair of donors resulting in the reduction of molecular oxygen to two molecules of water. The coding region runs from base 447 to 1793 and encodes 448 amino acids. Gene Ontology annotation, cellular component: membrane.